Molecule: messenger RNA, 3176 nt
Organism: Owenia fusiformis
Lineage: Eukaryota; Metazoa; Annelida; Polychaeta; Sabellida; Oweniidae
Source: the annotation of a GenBank genome assembly
AGUUGAGAUAAUGUUCAAAGGUCAUGUCUUUACAUGCUUUGUCUUUGAUAAAAACUUGAAGUAAAGAAUUCAGCAUGUGGUAACAUACUAACAUCACAUUCACAAAGUGUUAUUUAGUUAAAAAGAUGGAUUCAAGAUUGUUACUGGUUGUGUUGGGGUGUUGCAUAACACCACUGAUUGCUCUAAAGGAUCCAGUUUCUUCAAGAGUUAUUGUAUCACCUGAAAUUCAAGCAACUAAAGGGGAAUCUGUGACUUUUACAUGUGACCCAGCAAAGCCAGAGCCAGAAGAAUACAUCCAAUGGUGGGAGUAUGUGACAUCAAGAUGGAGACCAAACAUUAUAUAUAAUCCAGCAAGGCCUGGAGGUUAUAACAGACGAUUAUAUCAAUUUGAAAAUGGAGGACGGAACUUUACUAUUAAGACUCCACUGUUGAGUGCAGGAGGGACAUAUGAGUGUAGAACCCUGGUAGAGCCAUCAAGUCACCCAGUUGAGCUUAUUGUGUUAAGAUCGCCUGGUUGUCUAAACAGGAGAGGUAAUACCCUCAAUGAAGGAGAUACUGCCCUGCUUAGAUGCUCUGUGGAGUAUCAGAGUAACAGAAUCCCUCUUCUUACAUGGUAUACAGAACAAGGUGCUUUGCUACCAAGCCAGUACUCUGUGAACAUGAAUGGUUUGACUCAAAUGACUACUAACUUUACAAAUACUCAUGAGCAUGAUAACACAAGUCCCAACUGCCAAGUAACCAUCCCUGGCACCCCUUACUUAGAUAGCUGUACAGUGCGGUCACCUAUGAGAGUAAGAUAUUUGGUAAGAGACAUAGCUAUUCAACAUAACUACGAAAGACCUGGUGUUCCCCAUUUCCGAAUUGGAGAUGUAAUCAACUGCACUGCAAGAGGAAACCCAGACCCACAAUUCACCUGGCAAAAAGUUGGCGGAAGCGGUGGUGACAUGACCAUAUAUGGUCCCCAGUUAGAAAUCCCAGUUGGAAGCAAUGGAGAAUAUACAUUCAUGUGUACUGCUAAGAAUUCUGUGAACAGUGAUUAUCAGAGAAUAAAUACAUCUAUCACAUUUGUGGUCUCAAACACACACACAGAGCACCAGUACAAGUAUCAGUAUGUGGCCACAUUUUUCCCACACCAUAAUGACCCAAGACCUAGUGACAAUGACCUGACUAUUGUAAUGAGCAGUAGCGAAGAUGCUAACGUCCACUUAUUCAGUCCAUAUAAGGAGGUACAAGAUCAGCUAUUCAUUCCAGCGAAACGAUCAAUAAAUUACACAGUUUGGUCGGACCAUGGUUUAGAUGAAAUAGGCGACCAUGUUUCAAGGAAAAGCAUUUUCCUGAAAAGUGAUGUCCAAAUAACUGUUCAAGUUUUUAGUGGACAAAGAAGCAAGCCGGGAAACAGUAUGGGAUUAUAUUCUGCAUUUCCUAUACCAAGUUUUCGACCCAAGGAAAAAAUGCAUGUUUACUAUGCAAUUGGAUACAGUGGUAAUAAUAACAAUAGAAACAUGAUUUCGAUAGCAGCUACAAAUGAUGAUACAAAGGUCACAAUUUGGUCCAAAAGAACAACCAGAUAUAGAAAUGAGACAUAUCCAGCUCACACAGUGUAUCUUGCUAGUGGACAGACAUAUGUUCACAUGGAUCCAGAGGCCGACCUUACAGGUACAAAAAUAGAGACAAACUACCCUGUUGUUGUAGUUAGUGGGUCUACAUAUGCUCAAAGGCUUGGAACAGGUAGAUCUAUGAUCAAUGAACAAAUUCCUCCAAUCCAUCAAUUAGGAUCAAGAUUCAUUGUCCUUAAAGAGAGCUCUAUACGGCAUGAUAUACGAGUAGUUGCUACAGAGAAAAACACAGAAGUAUCGUGUCAGCGCAGAAUGUGUGAUGCAAGUCUUGCGGCAGGACAAUCAAUAACAAUUAACUUCACGAUCUAUGGCCAUGAUCCUGAACUCAUCACGUGUAGCAAGCCAUGUCUAGUAGUGAGAUAUGUCUAUCGUCAUGGCAACCCUACUAUGUCCCUAGUACCUUCAGUGGAACAGUACCAUAACAGAAGCCUCACAUUCUCCCGUAUGCCAACUGGGGAUGUUGGGAAUUUUAAUUUAUAUAUCUACCUUUCAACAAAUGGAACACGAUUCAGUGACAACUUUCUGAUAAAUGGUGUUCGAUUGUAUCUGCAAGACUGGACUUGUUUUGAUUACACCUGUGGAGGACACCGUGUGGAUUCCAUUGAUCCAAACAAAGAUAACACAGUCAUAAUCCAAUCACAAGACUCAAGUGAAUUUGUUGCAACUGUAACCUUCUUGGAUUUCCCUGCAAACAAAUUAUAUAAAACCUAUGCCACUACAUUCUUAUUUGCACAAGAUGAAGACUUUGUCCAACCACCAACCACUACGACAAGUAGCUACACAACAGAAACAACAGAGACAACUACUAGUCUACCUCAAUGGAAAGCACACAGUUGUCAGUGUGUUAUCAACAUCCAGGUGAACUCUACCAACUGUUCCCAGGGUAGUAGCAACAUAAACCAGGCCUGCGAGGUGAGCUUUCCUGUAGAUGACCUUGGAACGAAAUCCCAACACCUUCAAGAUGGCUGUGAGGGAUGUCUACACAUGCUCAGAGCGUGUCCCAAAGAAUGUCGCACUGAGGCGAGAUCAUACUGGGGGACAGAAGGACUGUACCGUAAGCUGGUUAUCGAUACUCCCGGGGGGCCGCAGGAGAAGCGCCUAGGCCAGUCAUACUGUGAGGUCUAUAGGAAGGAAAUUCUACCUCCAGGGGCUGAUAUUGUGUCCAAGCAUGUCAUUAAUGAAUGUGACGAGGAGUCUUUUAACAAAGACUUCAAUGCUAAGCUUUGUUGUGCAGUGCUGGAUGUGCCUGUUGUUGGGAAAAUCCCUAUUUGGGACUACAACUGUAAUGGGAUCAUUGAAAAUGAUGAACAAGCUAUGGCUAAUAUUGCUCAUGAUGACAAUAGUGGAUAGUCCAUGAUGCACCUAAACAUUAUACAUGUACUCUCAAUAUCUCUCAUUCUAACAACUAACUACUAAUCCUUUGGUUGGUUGCAGUGAAAUACUCUCAACUAUUAUUUAAAUUAGCCAAAGCUUGUUUUCUUUGGACACCCUUCAAAUAUUAAGCCAGCAGAGUUUAUAUUGUAAAAUCUUGUGGCAGAAGUUGGCAGAAGUGAAUCUGGU